Molecule: messenger RNA, 936 nt
Organism: Penicilliopsis zonata CBS 506.65
Lineage: Eukaryota; Fungi; Ascomycota; Eurotiomycetes; Eurotiales; Aspergillaceae
Exons: 1
Coding region: 30-833 (267 amino acids)
Source: RefSeq, a predicted model, not a curated record
GCCAAGUAUCCAGUAGCUAUCUACUAGUCAUGGAUCUCUUCGCACAUGAAAUCGGACACGGCCUCCCCGUCCUAAUAAUCCACGGAUGGCAAAUGAACAGCCAAGUCGAAGAAAUGGACUUUGAGCCAAUCUUCAGCACAACAACCGGUCUUCGCCGUAUUUACGUGGACCUCCCCGGCCACGGGAGAACAGCAGCGCUCAACAUCAAAAAUCUAGACGAUAUCUACGCCCGCCUGGUGGAAUUCAUUGAUCGUCGACUUGGAACAGAGCGAUUUCUCCUCGUCGGCUCGUCGUGUGGCGCAUACCUUGCUCGUGCGAUCGCUGUGAGAUAUAUCCGCCAAGUCGACGGGUUAUUACUACGUGUGCCUGUGGUCCAUCCGAACAAUAGUUUUCGCGAUCUCGAUCCCUUCCAACCGCUAGUGCUUGCCAAUGAGCAACCGGUGCCGGCUGGUCUUGGGAACGUCCUCAUCCAAACGCCCGCGUAUAUUGAUGCUUUGAAGAGGAAAUACGAGGUGUACAUUGCUGCAGAGAGGCAAGCGGACAAUACAGUGUUAGAUCCGAUCAGAGUAGAUCCAGAUCGGUACAAGUUGAAUGUCUCCUCCUUGGACGACAAGGUUCUAGCACCCACGCUCGUUGUGUGUGGUCGGCAGGACGAAGACGUAGGCUACCGAGACAGUCUGCGCCUGCUGGAGGUGUAUCCGCGGUCGACGUUUGUGGCGCUGGACCGGGGGACUCAUGGGCUGCCGGUUGAUGAAACGGGGCUUUUUGAGGCGUUGGUGAAGGACUGGAUAGCGAGGGUGGACGAGUGGCGUGGACUUGGCCGUGAUGCGUAGAUACAGUCUACGACUAUCUUGCUUAAAAUUGGUCCUUCUAGACCUAAAAGCGAGGUCAUUGGUUAUGUCAUACUUAUAUAAGUGAAAACAUGCAAAUAUUCUC